AGAGGAUGAAGAAACAUUGCAGAAGUUUUCCAUAUAUGAUUUCCCAUUCAGGAACACUGGAACAAGUUUGAAUUCAGGAAUACAGAAAUGGGAGGUUUUGCUUUUGAAUAUAAAUUUCCAAAGAUUUGCAGUUCAAUUAUUGUGUUACACUAGUUUUUCUUGCUAAACUAAUAUGACUAAGAAAUAGCAAGUUGUAGUGAUUGGAAUAGUAUAUGUCAGUUUGACCUUCAUCAAAUGAGCUCCAUUUCUUCUCUUUUGUGCAGCGUCACUCCUAGGACAUUCUCUACUUGUGUUCUUUACCGUCUGCUUCUUCUUACUGUUAUGAGAAUAUGGCCACAAUUGUGACGGAUGUGGUGAAGUUGUUUUAGCGGCCUCAAAUCCUGGUCACGAACCGUUCUGUAGUGCAGUUCCAGUACCUUGCUCUUUCUCUGACUGUAAACGUCGCCCCUCUCUUGAAGAACUAGUAUCGCAAGAAUUGAAUUGCUCGUUUUACUUGUGCUUUGCUUGCAUGAAGGCUGUGUAGAAUACCAAGGAACUUCGAUGUCAGCUUAUAUCUUGAAGCUUGUGGAACGAGAAAGGAAGAGGAACCAUGUGCUCACAUCUGCCAACUUGAUGCGUUUCUGGGUGGAACUAUUGACAUUUUGAGUCGCUAAAAAAUCUUACCUUUGAGAGACAGUUAGCGAGAAUGAAAAUGCGAAACAGACCAAAUGCUGUGCUAUCCAGAAAAGAGAGAUAUGAUCUUGGAAUAAUGCCCUGCUAUGUGUUUGAUGGCAAACCCCCAGAACUAAAUAGUGGAGAGUUGAAUGGCUUGAGCACCCCAACAGACGAAGAUAUGAAGUCAAAGAGCGUCGUUGUGAUAAAUGUGCCCCAGUGUUCUUUCACUAAGUUAGCUGACAGCGGAUUCGCUGCAUUAGAAAGUUUCGUGAGGAGCUUCUUUAUGAGUUUGUAAUAGCAUUCUUCUUUGUUCAUUUCACUUCGAUGAGUGUUUGACUGAAUAUAUAAAUUUUUAAAGAUAUUCGUAGACGUCAAGAUUCGAAGCGACACUAUUCGUUUACGACGAGAGUAGGCAACAGAAACCUAAUAGAAGUAAAACCCCAUAGCUUAAUUUCAUUUCGUUUUUCCUCGUCCAAAAAGUCUAUUUUGUAGAGCUCUCCAGAAUAUUGAACUGAACACAUUCGGAGCUAUAACAUCUGAUGUAUAUCAACUUAAGGAGUAUCCUAUCGGCAGCAAGUAACUACUGCGGUUUAGUCAAAUGAAAACUUUAUUCUCCAGUCGUUGUGUUAGCAAGAAUAUCACACUUUUAUAAUGUAUAAUCUCAAGCCAGUAGCUCUCGACAGAACCCAUAUCAACAGAAGCUGUAGUAGCAUCCUUGUCAAAUGAUGUACUGGAUAGAUUAUCAUUCACUUUGAAGUUGCUUAGUGAUAAAAAUCAGGAAAACGUGAAAUAAGAAUAAUUGUUACAUGACGAAGUAAUGAACACUUGUCUUGAUAAAUAGUGUUCGUUCGAUCAGUAAUGAUGCGAAAAAUCGAAAUAAGAUGGUAGAUUGUUUUCUUUAUUUUGUGUGCUGUUGGAAUCAAAACAGAAUAACAAUCAUCACUACUAUGCGUUUAUCUAUAAUGAAGUUUUCAAUUAUAUG
Molecule: messenger RNA, 1636 nt
Organism: Galdieria sulphuraria
Lineage: Eukaryota; Rhodophyta; Bangiophyceae; Galdieriales; Galdieriaceae
Exons: 4
Coding region: 686-949 (87 amino acids)
Source: RefSeq, a predicted model, not a curated record